CCAUUCUAUUUUCUGGUAUGACAAUAAUUUCUAUAAAGGAUAAAGUUGUAUGUAGAUUUCUAUUGGCAAGUUUUUUUCUACCCAAUUGGGGAAUGUGUAUUUUUUCACAAUAAUAGUUCAUUUCCAAGUUUAAGGGUCCUCUUCAUGUUAAAAUACUUCUAAAUUUGUUCAGGGACAUGUUGGAAUUUAAGAUCAGCAUCAGGUUUCACUGAAGUCCAACAGACCUGUCGAUGUGUUUGUAUCAACUGUGCAUGUGCCUUCUCACCUGUGCCAGAUGAGCAUGCAUUAUUUACCAGAUAUACCAAAAGGUUUGGUGAAGACAGCUUGCAAACCACUGUUAAAACAGGGAUUUCAAGUAAUCUAUGAGUCACAUGACCUUUGUUGCAUUGCAUGUAUGUCCCAAAAGGUGCUUCAAACGAUGCAUUCAUAACUAUAGCUAGGGUUCUUUAAUUUUUUCUUUUCUCCUCAUUUCGAGUGGUUCUGUUCCAUAACACUUAUCAAAUCUCUUGCACAGCAGUAAAAACAAUGUUCUCCUUUACUCCUAUCCUUCUUUUCCAUUCUCUGGUGAACCCUAAGUACUGUGUUUGUAAUACUGUAAAUGUAGGUUGGCAUAGCAAUAGUUAUGACAUCACAAACGGAACAUAACUUCACUGCAAGAUUCACUAGAAGAGCGUGGUCUGGAGAAGGAAGAAGUCCUUUUUUAAAAAAAUUCAAUCAUGAGCAAAUGUAGCAAAAAACAGCAUGCCAGAAUUAACAUAAGCCAAUUUAGUAAUUGACUAUGCUGACUGGGAAUUAUGGGAGUCAAAAGACCAGCACAUCUGGAGUUUGGCUGCGUUAGAUGCUACAUUUGACUUGUAACAUGUGGAGACAGAUGACCAUGGAAACAGGUGAAUCACAAGAUGGCAAUGCAACAGAUUCUGUUGCAGAGAGUGAUUCUGCUAAUAUACAGUCUCCACUUGGCCAAAAUCAGAUCUCCACUAUAGCUCAAGUUUCUGUAGCGGGAUCAACAACUGGAAGAGGAUCUCCCUCUGUAACUGUAGUGCAGUUCCCUUCUGGUCAAACUGUCCAUGUACAGGGAGUGAUUCAAGCCACCCAACCUUCAGUUAUUCAGUCACCACAGUUGCAGUCUGUCCAGGUAGUGUCAGCUACGAGUACAGAUGAAUCUACAGAAUCAGAGGUGGUAAUAGAUUCUCAGAAGCGGAGGGAGAUACUUUCAAGGAGACCUUCAUAUCGAAAAAUUCUGAAUGAGCUUUCUUCUGAUGCACCUGGUGUGGCUAAGAUUGAAGAAGGAAAGCCAGAGGAAGAAGGAGCACCCUCUGGAAUCCCUGCCAUGGCUGUGCCAACCAGCCUUUAUCAGACUAGCACCGGGCAGUACAUUGCUAUAGCCCAAGGUGGAGCAAUCCAGAUCUCUAAUCCAGCAUCUGAUGGUGUUCAAGGAUUACAAACAUUAACUAUGACAAAUUCAGGAGCUCCUCAACCUGGUGCUACAAUUGUGCAAUAUGCAGCUCAAACACCUGAUGGCACGCAACAGUUCUUUGUACCUGGGAGUCAAGUUGUUGUCCAAGCUGCUACAGGUGACAUGCCAACUUACCAGAUCCGAACUCCAACCACAGCCUUACCUCAAGGAGUCGUCAUGGCAGCUUCCCCAGGAACAUUGCACAGCCCGCAGCAGCUAGCAGAAGAAGCAACACGUAAAAGAGAGCUAAGGCUUAUGAAAAAUAGGGAAGCUGCAAAAGAAUGUCGACGAAGGAAGAAAGAAUACGUGAAAUGUCUGGAGAGUCGUGUUGCAAUGUUAGAAGUUCAGAACAAGAAACUUAUAGAAGAGCUAGAAACUUUAAAAGACAUUUGCUCUUCCAAGACAGACUAGUGUCAAUACUGAAACUGUGAACUGGCUACAGCAUGUACAAAUGCUUCUGCAGGCAAUGUCUAGUCAACAAGAAUUAUGACUUUUCCUUUAUAUCAUUUGUCUUCUACUCCAGCCUCUAACAUUCCUGAAACACUUUGCUGCAUUUUGUAGAUUCUUAAAUGAAACUUCAGCUGUCUUUUUCUCAACCAGAAAGAGUCAAAUGUUUAAGAACACAAUGUGUGUUCCAUGUUUUCAAAGGAAGCAUGUGUAAGAGCUGCUCCUCUACGCAGUAUUUGCAUUAUUUUCAUUAUAUUAGCAUCCCACUUGCACCACUAUUUUAAAGUGAUCAAAGAUAAUGCAUCUAACACAAUAAAAUGAAAACCACCCAAAGUAUCUCAGGAAAAAGUUAUAUAAAGAUGUGCGUUGCUAUGACGUACGUGUAUUAGAAUACUAGUUUACAAAUGAAUUUAUGGCAUAUUUUUAUAUUCAUCGCUUUGUGAAGAAAGUAUUGUAUUGCUGUCACUGAGUGCCAUGGUUGAAACUAGUUUUUAAAUAGAACCAUGUUGGUUAAACUUUGUAGUGUUUGGUAUUUAUUUAAACAUCCCAUCUUUUUUAAAAAUAAAACUAAUGGCAUAUGCUGUGAAAUAUUUUAUUAGACACACUUACUGUCUUUUAUAUUUCACAAAUAUACUCCAGAAUUGUAGCUAACACUGAUCUUAAAAAUACACAUUUCAGAUUUUUCACACAGCUUCUACAAGCACUGUCAACAAGCACUACUUGAUGGUAUUUGUUCUAGGAUUUUUACUGAACACUCUCAUGAGUAGUUACAAUCACUCAGAACCUUAUCUGCAGAAUAAUUAAAAUUCAGAUAAUAAUUGAAAAUUAAAAGGACUGAAAUCUGAUAACCCUCAAAUCUCAAAGAUUUUUGUGUUUUCAUGUGAAGUGAGAAUAUGCAAAUAUUGAUAUCUUCAUGUGAGAUUGCAUGAAAUCAUGAGGAAAUCAUUCAAAUUCCAUGAUGUGUGUUAAUCUUGUGAAAUUUUAUUUUGUCACAUGUACUCCCCCCUUCCUUUUUUUUUUUUUUUUUUUUAGCAGUUGAGCUGAAAAAGUUCCAGCAGUACAGUUUGACUUAUAUCUUUCUUGGCCUUUUAUUUUUUCUUUUUCUCAUAGGCUGCAGUGUCUAAUAUGCAUGAUUCCCAUACCCAACAGGAGCUUCUUUUCUCCAGAAACCAUUGCACUGUCUGUAUGUGUGAAGGGCAUCUUUGGGGCUGUGGCUGGGAAAAGAAGUGGCUAAGCAUUCUCUUUAUGUCAAAAUCCUGAUGAAAACAGGACUUCUGAUGCUUAUUUUUUGUUUUAGAAAGUAAGCAUAGCUUCACACUAUCAUUUAAUGCAAUAUAUAUUUGACCAAAAAGUUUUCUUGAUGUGGAGCAAUGGUACAGAAUCUGUGCUGACAUUAAGCAUGGUUGUUAUGAAUGAUUAUAAGGAAGGAUAUCCUGUUUGGUGAUGCAGUAAUACUUCCUUUUACCAUGAUGUCAUCAUUGGGUAGUGCUUAACCCUUGUAGUCAGAGCAACUACAGUAAAUCUGCCAACAAAUCUACCUGAUGGAUCUUCAUUGGGAAUACUCGAACAGAUAACAGGCCUAUUCUAAAAUGACAAACUAUAUUGAAAUUCAUUCUUUCUUUAAUAGUACAGUAAAUAACAAAUGCUGACCCUUCAUUUAUAUGUGACAUCAUGACAGAAGAAAUGUUUCUGUGGCUCUAGGCAGUCUCUGUUUUCUUUUCAGUGGUAAAUAGAAUGUGUGUGUGUGUAUGUGAGAGAGAGAGAGAGAGAGAGAGAGAAUAAUGUGUUUAUGAAUAUAUAAGGCAGGUCCUAAAGAGCUAGCUCAAUGGGAAGAACAAGAUCCAUGCCAUCAACAUGUAUGCCCUGCCAGUCAUCAGAUA
This is a messenger RNA of Python bivittatus (Burmese python), 3783 nucleotides long. Lineage: Eukaryota; Metazoa; Chordata; Lepidosauria; Squamata; Pythonidae. The record is from RefSeq and is a predicted model, not a curated record.